AUGCAGUCUCAUCUUACGAGACGAGUGUUCCGAGCAAUUAUCAACAACGAACCACUUCGAUUCUCGCAAUGCCACCGAAAUCGCCUACAUACAAUUACCGCAGCUCGUGUACGACCUGCUGUUCUGAGCCUUCCUCAUGUCUCGCGGCGCAAUAUCUUUGUCUUCAGCUCGGAUCCCGAGCGACAGCAGAGUACAUUGCCCUCCGAAAAGGGCCUGAAACCAAUGGCAGACUUGAUGAGGGCACUUAAAGACAGAAGUAGAACUCCACCAGGGGAUCUUCUCGCAAAAGCAUUCCAAACGUUCUUCACAAUGCGACUCGAGACACCGAUGCUUAUCAGUCAUUUCCAAGCUCGUGCGCUGAUCGUCACCUUCAAACACCUACGGGCCCAACAAGAUGAAAUGGAGGAAAAAGACUGGCAGAAUGUUUUUUCGAUUGAGAACCUUGAAAAGGUUCUGGAUGUACUCUCCGAAUCCGAGUGUGCCCCACAAGCUCGCGAGACCGUCAUGAACCUUGCGCGAUACGCAUAUCAAGAGCUAAAUCUCGAUCAUGGAUUUGGUCCCGGAAAGAUUAGUCGGCCAGCCCUUGGUCUCUAUAUCAAUAUUUUGGCUAUGAAUGGCAACCCAGAAGAUGCUAGACAUACCUUACUGAAGUUUUGGGGUCAGAUGAGCAAGAUUACCCCGUCACCCUGGCUUACGAUUAUGAAAGGAUUCGCCAUGAAAAACGAUCUACGACAGGUGCGCAAGAUUGUUGAGGAGUGGGGAAAUCAUGGCAACAAGUUUGAUCAAGCUUCGCAUGAAGAGCUCGUCAAGUUUCUCGUCGAUCACAAUCAAUUCAAGGCAGCACAAACGGUCUACGACUCUCCAAUUGCCGAUGGUUCGCAACCCUCCCUGGCUGCGAGCGAGGCUCUUAUCAAAUAUUACCUCUUGAAUUCUCGGGCAGAUUCCGCCGAGGAAAUCUUCAAGUCUCUCCCUGGUGAACUCAACCAGGACACCACCGGUAUCGUCUUACUUUGGGACGCAGCAAAGGGCAGCAAUGCUUCCGCUCUUGUGCAAAAGGUGGAUGCAUGGACUGCAAAGACCCCUCAGAUCAAGAACUUCAUCACCAUUGAAACCGUUAAUAACCUAAUUCAAUAUGCCAAUGCGAUGCAGAAUCCACAGCUGGCUUCUGAUUUUAUGGCGCUGGCAGGCCAAUGGGCUCUCACACCGGAUAGCCAAACUUACAUCUUGCAAUUGGAGUCUCGCAUUCAGGCUGGUGAUGUCGAGGAGACUCUGAAGCUUCUUGAAGAGAAAGUUGAUGCAACUUCCCUCACUAGCCACAACCUACCAAUUGCAAAUAAGCUCAUCGCGAUGCUUUGUCGAUCUGAGGAAAAGGAAGCUUUGUUCAACCAGAUCUCCUCUCUUCUCGACCCGCUUUUCCAAGACAACGUGCAAUUGGAAUCUGCAACCAUUGCCGCAUUGACACAUAUGCUCCUGUACCGCCACGAUCUCGAAGCCGUAUCAGAGCUGCUCCGUCCCCGACUAGGCGGGUACAGUGACGAACAGAAGGCGCCAGUGCGCGAUGCGCUGGCCGAGUACAUCCUUGACAAAUCCCAGUCCGACACCGAUGUAUGGAAUGUAUACGAGCUUCUGAAGAUCGCCUUCCCAGAGACGUGGGUCUCGAUCCGCACCAAAAUCAUGACCUCUUUCUUCGAGCGAAAGCGCAGUGAUCUUGCCGUCUUGGUAUUUGGGCAUAUGCGACAGGCUGACGAACCUGGUCGACGCCCUAGACAAGACACCUAUGCUCGCUGUUUCCAGGGCCUAGCUCGUACGGCUGACGCAACCAAUUUGGAACUGGUGCACAACAUGCUGAAACUGGACCUUGAGGUGGAUCUCAACACGAGGAUCCUCAAUGGCCUCAUGAUGGGGUAUGCCGCGUGCGAGAUGCCAGAAAAGAGCAUGGAAAUUUUCCGCCAAAUCCUUCAGUCUGAGGAAGGACCUUGUAAUAAGACUAUCACGAUCUUCUUCAAGGUCUGCGAGAAACACCACAAUGGUGCCCAGGAGGCUAUCAAGAUGAUGAAUAAGGUCAAGAAGCUGGAGAUCACGGCGAAUCGGCCACUCUACUCGGCGUAUAUGGAGGCCUUGGCAGCGCAGUGCGAGUUCGAUCUGGCUGUUGAAGCUAUCGAUAAUAUGGAAGCUGAGAUUGGAAUUCCUCCCACUAGUAAUACUAUCGGGCUGUUCUACAACGCUAUCCCCUACCAGUACUGGAAAGAUGAGGUCGAGAAAUGGGCCAGUCAAAAGUAUCCCGAGCAUUGGGAGCAUCUGAUGAAGACGAAGCGCACUGAGUGUGAGGAGGGGCUGGAAUUCGACGGCAUCUCGAAUGAAGUGUCGGUGUAA
Messenger RNA from Penicillium paradoxum, 2373 nucleotides. RefSeq lists its product as uncharacterized. The coding region runs from base 1 to 2373 and encodes 790 amino acids. Gene Ontology annotation, molecular function: protein binding. The transcript is spliced from 2 exons. Lineage: Eukaryota; Fungi; Ascomycota; Eurotiomycetes; Eurotiales; Aspergillaceae. The record is from RefSeq and is a predicted model, not a curated record.